This is a messenger RNA of Brassica napus (rape), 732 nucleotides long. RefSeq lists its product as uncharacterized. The coding region runs from base 1 to 732 and encodes 243 amino acids. The transcript has 2 exons. NCBI's taxonomy places the organism in Eukaryota, Viridiplantae, Streptophyta, Magnoliopsida, Brassicales, Brassicaceae. The record is from RefSeq and is a predicted model, not a curated record.
AUGCUCUUCGUCGAAAACCUCCAAGGAGCAGCACUCGAAUGGUUCUCUCACCUGAAGCGAAAUGCCAUCGGAAGCUUUCGCAAACUCGCCUCGGAGUUUCUCAAGCAGUACUCUAUGUUCAUAGACCGAGAAAGCUCUGAUGUCGAUCUCUGGAGCAUGGCCCAGGGAGAGGACGAACCUCUCCGCGACUUCAUAAAACGGUUUAAGAUCGUCAUGGCUAGAAUCAGCGGAAUAAGUGACAAAGUAGCAGUAGACGCGCUCCGUAAGACACUCUGGUACAAGUUAAAGAUCAGGAAGUGGAUAACCUUGGAUAAGCCGCGUACGAUUAAGGACGCGCUCCGUAAAGCCACGGACUACAUAAUCAUCAAAAAAGAGACGAAAGUCUUGUCGCAAAAACAAAGGCUCACAAAGACAUCGUCGAAGGAUCCCGGGUCGGAUCAGAAACCUAAAAGGAGAAACCCUCUAACGACAAAAACGUCCACCACGGGGAAGACGAGACCCAGGGAGCGCAUAACUACGCCAUCAACUCCGGACCGGAGCAAAGCUGGACGACAGGCCCGCGGCCACUCGACCGUAAACUUCAAGGUUCUCGGUGCCAGGUUGGCCGCAAAGCUGCUCGCGGGAGAACUCACCGAAGUAUCAAGCUUAAAAGAUCUCGUCCGCGAUUCAGACCGCCCUCCGAGAAAUGAUAAGGCCCCUCAAACGGAGAACUCUUUCCAAGGAAACAAUUAA